Cryptosporidium muris RN66 is the source of this 963-nucleotide messenger RNA. Its product is annotated as ATP synthase F1, gamma subunit, putative. The coding region runs from base 1 to 963 and encodes 320 amino acids. Gene Ontology annotation, biological process: proton motive force-driven ATP synthesis. The record is from RefSeq and is a predicted model, not a curated record. Gene Ontology annotation, molecular function: proton-transporting ATP synthase activity, rotational mechanism. Lineage: Eukaryota; Apicomplexa; Conoidasida; Eucoccidiorida; Cryptosporidiidae. The transcript has 3 exons.
AUGUCUAUGAAUAGAAAUACUAGGAAAUUACUAUUUUGUUUACCUAAACAUUUCAAGUUAUGUAGAUCAUGGCAGAUCAAUAAUGUAUUAUAUUUAAGUACCGCAAAUGAGAAGAUAAUUAAGACUAGGAUGAAGUCUAUUGAAUCAAUUCAAAAGAUGACUAACGCGAUGAAGGUAGUUGCUAGAUCUAAACUUAAAAGUGACCAAAGGCGUUUUGAACCCUCACUGCACUUUACAACUACCCUUAAGAGUCUAUUCAAAGACAUAUUCCCAGCUAUAGAACUCAACAAUAAAGGUGGAGAAGAUGGCAUAGUAUAUAUAUUGCUGCCAUUAACUUCAGAUAAAGGCCUUUGCGGUGGGUGUAACAGUGCCCUCGCUAAUUUGACCAAACUUAAAAUCAAUGAAUUAGAGUCACAGGGUUACAAAGUUCUCAUUUGUGGUGUAGGUGAAAAAAUUGGUAAUAUUUUACAACGAAACUAUAGUAGCAGAUUUAUCCACAUGUUUUCUGGGAUAGGCAAAGACUCUUUAAACUAUUCCAUGGCAACAGUAAUAUCCCAGAAGAUUCUUAAUGAAAUGCUGAAGUACUCUAAUUGUAAACUAGCUUUAUUAUACAACCAGGUCAGAUCAGCUAUUGCAUUUGAUAUAGUUUUCGAACCAUUAAUAACUCCUAAGGAUAUACAAGAAUCGAUAAACUCGUCAUGGGAUUUAGAUAAGAACUACGAGUUGGAGCCACAAAAGAGUGAGCUAUUACCAGACUUCUAUGAAAUAUACUUAGUGGCAUCAAUAUUUGGUGCUAUGCUCAAUGGAAAUAUUGCUGAGAAAUCAUCAAGAGUAUUUGCUAUGGACAAUGCCUGUAAAAAUGCAGAGGAGAUGAUAUCUUCUUUGACUAUUUUGCAUAAUAAGUCACGGCAGUCAAGAAUUACAAUGGAGCUUAUAGAAAUUAUUUCAGGUACAAACACAUGA